AUGGUGACUCCGGUGAAUCGGGAAUCUGGUAAUGGUGAAACAACACGGUUUCCGACGGAUCAAUAUGAUAAUCCGUAUUAUUUGAAAAACAAUGAUCAUGCUGGAUUGAUUCUUGUUUCUGAUAGACUUACGACUGCAUCUGAUUUUCAUUCUUGGAAACGUUCUGUUAUGAUGGCAUUGAAUGUCAGAAACAAACUUGGUUUUGUGAAUGGAACGAUUGUGAAGCCAGCUGAAGACCAUAGAGAUUAUGGAGCUUGGACUCGUUGCAAUGAUAUUGUAUCUACUUGGUUGAUGAAUUCAGUUUCGAAGAAGAUAGGUCAGAGUUUACUCUUUAUACCUACUGAUGAAGGAAUUUGGAAUAACAUUUUGUCUAGGUUUAAGCAAGGUGAUGCACCUAGAAUUUUUGCUAUUGAGCAGCGUUUAAGCAAGAUUGAACAGGGUUCUAUGGAUAUUUCCACUUAUUACACUGAGUUGCUUACCUUAUGGGAGGAGUAUAAGAACUAUGUGGAGCUACAUACAAGGCGUCAUAUCCUUAUGCUUAAGCCAAUUCCAUCAAUGGAGGACGCUUUCAACAUAUUAACUCAAGAUGAGAGGCAAACAACGAUUAAGCCACUCUCUCGUGUUGAUAAUGUAGCUUUCCAGGCGGUAGCACCAAUAGAUACUGACAUGGAUAAUGCUGCUUACAUUGCUGCAUACAACACUAAUCACCAAUUCAGAAGCCUGUUUGCACUCACUGUGGGAAAGUGGGGGAAUGCUGCUACAGGACAGCAAAUGCAACAGGUCCAGCAAGUGCAACAGUUGCAACCUCAAAUGCCAGUAUCUCAGUUUCAGCCUCGGAUGGUUUCUUUUCAGCCUAGAGCGCAAAUGAGUCCUUAUGAAUCAAUGCAUAAAGCUAAUGCAAUUGCUAAUGUUUACUCUGAGCCUACCCUAGUUGUUACAGAUUUUGGUACUUAUGUUCCAAAUGCUCAACCUCAAUAUUUGCCUCCUCAGUCUCAAUCGAUGCCUUAUGUUGAGACUGAUGGUUCAAUCCAGAAUCUUCAGAAUCUUACAUCACAACAGAUUCAACAGUUGGUUCAUCAGUUUAAUUCUCAGAUACAAUCUUCACCUCAAGAAUCUGAUGUUGCUAUAGCUGCAGUUACUGGUACUCAUGGCACAGCCACUAUUUCUGAACAUGGUUUAAUGGCAAAAACAUCUACAUCUGGUACUGUUUCUUUUCCUUCUACUAGUCUUAAGUAUGAGAAUAAUAAUCUCACUUUUCAAAAUCAUUCACUCUCUUCUUUACAACAAUUUUUGCCUCAUGAUGCUUGGAUAAUAGAUAGUGGAGCUUCUAGUCAUGUUUGUUCAGACUUAGAUAUGUUUAGGGAAUUGAGACCAGUAUCUAAUGUUACAGUUACUCUUCCUAAUGGUACUAGGGAACUUACACGGGGCUUGAUGAUUGGGAGGGGUAAACUUUACAACAACCUCUAUAUUCUUGACAAAGAAGAUCACUCCCUCUCUUCAUCUCUUCCUGUGGUCUGUCCUGUUUCUGAUUCUAAGCUUGCUGAUGGGGUUCUUUGGCAUCAACGUUUAGGUCAUCCCUCACCAGUUGCUUUGCAUAAACUUGUUAGUCAUAUUCCUUCUUUAAAAAGUGUAUCUUCUGCUGUUUCGGAUUGUAAGAUUUGUCCAUUAGCAAAACAGAAAAGAUUAGCCUAUGUUUCACAUAAUCAUUUAGCUUUACAUCCGUUUGAUUUAGUGCAUAUUGAUGUAUGGGGUCCUUUUAGUACUGAGUCUAUUGAGGGUUUUAAAUACUUUCUUACACUUGUUGAUGAUUGUACUAGAGUUACUUGGGUUUAUAUGAUGAGAAAUAAAAGUGAUAUUACUGUUAUUUUCCCAACUUUUCUGAAAAUGGUUUCAACUCAAUAUAAUUCAAUAAUCAAGGCAAUCAGGACUGACAAUGCACCAGAAUAA
Capsella rubella is the source of this 1947-nucleotide messenger RNA. RefSeq lists its product as uncharacterized. Gene Ontology annotation, biological process: DNA integration. Gene Ontology annotation, molecular function: nucleic acid binding. The transcript is spliced from 4 exons. Bases 1 to 1947 code for a protein of 648 amino acids. The record is from RefSeq and is a predicted model, not a curated record. Lineage: Eukaryota; Viridiplantae; Streptophyta; Magnoliopsida; Brassicales; Brassicaceae.